This is a messenger RNA of Entamoeba invadens IP1, 1497 nucleotides long. RefSeq lists its product as hypothetical. The transcript has 2 exons. Bases 1 to 1497 code for a protein of 498 amino acids. Lineage: Eukaryota; Evosea; Mastigamoebida; Endamoebidae. The record is from RefSeq and is a predicted model, not a curated record.
AUGUCUUACAGAAUACCAGAUAACCCAAUUAAAAAGGCAGAAGCCUGUCACUCGACUCUUCGUCAAAAGAACAGAAAUGACUUGAUGAAGAAGAGAAGAAUUAUACCAGACGGACCAUUCGACAGAGCACAAAUUGACUCUUCUAACAACCAAAGUCAUUUUGUUUUGGAUGUCAAAUUUAAAUUGGAGUCACGGUGCACGGAUGUUGUCACACAAGCACUCAUUGCAUUAAAACAGUUUGUGAGACAAACUGACGGAUAUUGCUUCGAAGAAUUGGCGAAGAAUAAAGUAGUACCAAUUCUAGUCAAUAUCGUUUCAUGUGAUAAUGUUAUACAACUCUCGUUAUCAUUGACUAUUCUUGCUCAAAUAGCGUCGUCUUCUUCACAAGUUGUGAUGGAUGAAAUAUGGGAGAGUGGUGCAUUUGAGCUUUUCGUCAACAUACUCGAGAGCACAUUUUCAAUUUCAAAAAGCAACUUGUUCCAAGCAGCCGCUAUUGGGUUUGGCAACUCAGUUCUGUCGGGAGGAAAAUUCCUUGACUUCGUAGUGCGGAACAACGUAUUCAAAAUGUUCUCAAUUAAUUUUGUAAAAGUGGUGGAGUGUAUGGACCAAAGUGUCCCCGAAGCGUUUGUCUUUGCUGUGUCGCGAAUGGCUACAAAUAAUGGACUACGACAAGAUGAAUUUGAGUGUGCUAUCCAUUUUGUUUUGAGCUGCAGAAACCUCACAAAUUUUGAGGACGUUAUAUUUCUUUUGAACUACUUUUCAAGUGAUUCGAGUUUGGAUGAAAGUGUCAAGGCAAUCGCAAUAAAGUAUAUAUGGGGCUUUGAAGAAACGGCGAGUGUGUGUCGGAAUGUGCUUGGGAAAAACUUCUGUUCGUGUCAAAGUAAUGAAAUCAAUUUUUUGAUUCAAAGCAUAAGACUGAGUCCUGAUGUCUCACCUCAAAUCGAAGGACUGAUAAAGUUUGUGGUGAACACGCUCGGUACAAGUCAAAGCGAUGUUUUUGAAAGUAAGUGCAUAUUAUUGUCAUGUCUGUCUGAAAAUCCCAUGACAAGUGGAGAAGUGUUAAAGUGUAUUAUGAAGCAAAAUGAGUGUUGUAGCUUUUUGAUAAAAAAGAUGAAGGAUGAGAACUUUGAAACUGCGAAGUCUGCUGGACUGUUUGUUUCUAAGUGUGUCUCAGUGUACUUUGAAAACCAGCAGAUUAUUGUCCGAUUUGAAGAAAAUGGUGUAGUCGAUGGUAUAGUCAGCCUUUUGCAACGAAGUGGACUUAGAAAUGAUUACACAAGUCUUACUUUUAUCCUCACAACACUCUUUACACUCUUUUUUUAUCAAAGCAAUGUUUCAAUCAGCGAAGAGUAUUUGUUUGAACCAAUUAAUCAAUUUGAGGAACUUGGAGGCUAUCAAAUUCUUCAAGAACUCAGUACAAUCACAAACCCACAAAUAAAAGAGCUUAUAAACUCUUUGGGAAUGUCCUUAUCGAAACAAAACAACGACGAUCUUUAA